GCAACCCUGGUGGUGGGGGCUGGACCUGCUGCUGCCCAGAGCCGAGAUGCAGACGGCGCUGGAGCCUGAGGUGACCGAGCUCUUGCAUGGGGACACGGUGGUGGAAAAGAUGGCCAGUUCCCUUUGCCCCCUGGGGCCCCUGGACAGCCUGGAGCUCCUGGACCUGCUGUUCGACGGUCAGGACGGGAUCCUGAGGCACAUGGAGAUGGGCACAGACUGGAGACACACUGAGGAACAGCAGGUGCUGCCUUGCCCAGACUCUGACGAUUUCCUCAACACCUUCCUGGGCUCCGGGCAUUCGGCAACCAGCUCCCCGCAGUGGUCCCCCGCGGCCAGCGACAGUGGCAUCUCUGAAGAUCUGCCCUCCGAUCCCCAAGACACCCCUCCGCGAAGUGGGUCCGCUGUCAACCCCUCCUACCGAGCUGCGCUCCCGGGCCCCUCCCGGCCGCCCGGGCCAGCGCCUUCCCCGCACGAGGCCUCUGUGGCCAUUGACCUGGAAAUGUGGAGCCCGGAAGUGUACCCCGAGGAGCACGCAGAGCUGGCAGAUGCAUCCCCACGCUAUAAUCUCACUGUGAAGGACCUUCUCCUCUCUGGCAGUGGCGGGGACCCGCAACAGCAUCACCCCACAGCCCCUCACCUGCUGCGCCCCGGAAGUGGACACAGCCAGGAGCUGGUGUUGACGGAGGAUGAGAAGAAGCUUCUCGCUAAAGAAGGAAUCACGUUGCCCACCCAGCUCCCCCUUACUAAGAAUGAGGAGCGAGUGCUGAAAAAAAUCCGCCGGAAAAUCCGGAACAAGCAGUCUGCUCAAGAGAGCCGAAAGAAGAAAAAGGAAUAUAUUGAUGGCCUGGAGACCCGAAUGUCCGCCUGCACGGCCCAGAACCAGGAACUUCAGAGGAAGGUCUUACACCUCGAGAAGCAGAACCUGUCCCUUUUGGAGCAGCUGAAAAAGCUCCAGGCCACCGUCCUCCGGUCCACCGGCAAGUCAGCCCAGACCGGGACAUGCAUAGCGGUCCUGCUGCUCUCUUUCGCCCUCAUCGUCCUCCCCUCCAUCAGCCCCUUCACUUUCCACAAAGCCGAGAACCCCGGGGACUUCGCACCGGUCCGAGUUUUCUCCAGAACUCUGAACAACAACGCUGCAUCCCGCGUGGCCCCGGACACUCUGCCAGGUUCAGAAGGCUCAGGAGACCUGCCCCAGGGGAGCACACCCCAGGAAGGGGCCCCAGGAAGUCCCAGGACGCACUGGGAACCCCAGGACUGGCUGGAUCUGAGCAACUCAACUGAGCAGCUGAAUAACUUGAGCCUGAUGGCCGUUGAGUUCUUGGGGAGGCUGAAUCUGGCCUUUCUGCUGGGCUGGGCCUCGCCUGAGCCCGCGCUGGGCCAGGGCCUUGUAGGGUUGGAGGCUGCGGUGGCAGGGGAGGAACUCUGAGCAGCACCCCUAGAACGCGCCCUCCUCUUCCCCCCACCUCGGGCCUUGCGGCUGGAAGGGCCAGCAGGCCUGGACAUUGGAGGUGAGCCGGACAGACAGACAGACAGCGGAGAGGCCAGAAUGGCGAGCCGAGCCCCGCCCCCCCCCCCCCCCCCGCGUUCGGGACUAUGGGAUGAUCAGCCGCUUUGGGGGCGGGGGGACACUCGGCCUGAGAAACGGGUGGACCCCGAGGGCACACGCGCGCGCUGAGCUCCCGGCCUGGUGCUGGAGACGCCGCCUUUGCAAAAACG
This is a messenger RNA of Sorex fumeus (smoky shrew), 1716 nucleotides long. RefSeq names its product cAMP responsive element binding protein 3 like 3 (gene CREB3L3). Lineage: Eukaryota; Metazoa; Chordata; Mammalia; Eulipotyphla; Soricidae. The transcript is spliced from 10 exons. Gene Ontology annotation, cellular component: nucleus. Gene Ontology annotation, molecular function: RNA polymerase II cis-regulatory region sequence-specific DNA binding; DNA-binding transcription factor activity, RNA polymerase II-specific. The record is from RefSeq and is a predicted model, not a curated record. Gene Ontology annotation, biological process: regulation of transcription by RNA polymerase II. Bases 47 to 1426 code for a protein of 459 amino acids.